AUGACUAAGGGUACUCAAGCUUUCGGAAAGAAGCACGUCAAGUCCCACACGCUUUGCAAGCGCUGCGGACGCUCGUCGUUCCACAUCCAGAAGAAGCGCUGCGCUUCGUGCGGAUACCCAGAUGCCAAGAAGAGAACCUACAACUGGGGAGCCAAGUCUAUCCGCAGACGCACCACCGGAACUGGCCGCACUCGCCAUCUGAGAGACGUCAACAGACGCUUCAGGUAAAUCUUUUCUGAAUUUCUGAAUGUGAACAAAAAUGGAAAAAAUUUGCAUUUUUUAAUAAAAACACAAAAAGUAGUGUUUAAAUGAAAUGUCGUCAAAGUUUGAAUACUUUUUGGUGAAAUACUGGCUCCAGAGCAAGGUUUUAUCUGAGACUUGGACAACGCAUGUAGCUGGAAGCUAUUUGUGCAAGUCUUGGAUCAAAACGGCUUCUGGUUUGCCGGCGGCGUACCUCAUUUCCUGUAAUAACUUUGAAAGCCAGAAAAUCAGUUUAAGGAGCAAAAUAAUUUAUUUUUUAGAAACGGAUUCCGUGAGGGAACUACCCCGAAGCCGCGCGCUCAGCCAACCAACUAA
Molecule: messenger RNA, 576 nt
Organism: Caenorhabditis sp. 36 PRJEB53466
Lineage: Eukaryota; Metazoa; Nematoda; Chromadorea; Rhabditida; Rhabditidae
Source: the annotation of a GenBank genome assembly